AUGGAUAACUUCGAAGGUUCUGACCGUGUUUUGGUACAGCAAGUACAAUUAGAAAGCCAGAAAGUGAUUACCAAAAUUGAACUGCUAAAAGUUAAAGAAUUAAAACCACUUUCAAAAGCAGUAGGACUUGGUGUUUCUUUUAGAAAACCUCAACUACAAGAAGCGCUAAGGAAAUUUAUACUGGAAUCACAAUCACCUGAUAUAUGGAAACCUAAAACUGUUUCAGUUUUAAUUGAUAAAAUACAUAGUGGAGAAGAACUACCGUCUUACGAGACGUUAUAUUCACAGCUACGGCAUAAUAUUACACCAAUUCGUGGUUCAUCUCCAUCAGCAGUAGCAGUAGCAUCGUCAUCUCCACAAUCCAGUUACUCAGAAAAACCUGCUGUUCCUCCUUUACAUUUCAAAGAAUCACCAUUUUUCAAGUUGAAAAGACUGAUACCACAAACAGCCCAACCUGUGAAGAAAAUUGGUGGAAGAGGUAUUGCACUGGCAAAAUUUCGCUUAUCACCUCAUGAUUAUGAAUUACUAUCAAAAACUAAUAAAUACAAACUCUACUUAUUUUGUGCAAAGGUAAAUGAAUUAGGAUCAAGAGGGAACGAAUUCAUAGAGUUCCCAACACAUUGUGAAGUUAGAUUCAACAACGUUCGUGUACCUGAUAAUGUGAAAGGUUUGAAAAAUAAACCAGGAACUACAAAACCAGCUGAUUUGACUCCAUAUAUUAGAAAUCAAAAUCAAGAAAAUAUCUUACAAUUGAUAUAUGCAAUGACCACUUCAGAAUAUAGAAUAUAUUGUUACGUAGUGGAAUUGGUGCCGCCAGAAGAUUUACUUCAACAGGUUUUGGCACAUCCAAAAAUUAUCAGACAAGCUACUUUAUAUUAUCUUGCUAACGAAUUGAAUGAAGAUAAUGGUGAUGAUUUGAUAACGACAUCCAUCGUAAUGAGUUUGCAAUGUCCCAUAUCAUAUACUAAAAUGAAUUAUCCUGCCAAAUCAAUAAUAUGUAAACAUCUACAAUGUUUUGAUGCGUUAUGGUUUUUACAUUCUCAAUGGCAAGUGCCCACUUGGCAAUGCCCCAUUUGUACUAUCAAGAUAGAGUUAAAGGAUUUGGCAAUCUGUGAGUUUGUGGAAGAUAUACUGAAAAAUUCAGGUGAUGAAGUGGAACAAGUAGAAUUGGCUGCUGAUGGUAGAUGGACAGCAUUCGAUGAAGAGGAUCCCAAGAAUCAACAAAAGAAACCUAUAAUUCAGCAAUCGAAGGUCAAGAUGGAAAAUGAUGGAUGUGAUCAAAUGAUACCGGAAAAGCAAGAAGAUAACUCUCCUCGAGAAAUGUCAAAAGAAAACCUGGAUAAAGAUCGUAAUAUAAAUGUACAUGGUGGAGUGGAAAUAAUAACGUUAGAAAGCGAAAGUGAAGAUGAACAGGAUGAACAGGAACGGGGACAAGAACAGCAACCGGAACCUAUCGAAGAAGAGGAAAAUCAAGAACGAAUUACUGAAACAUUACCUCGCCUAUCUACAGAAAGAACCGUACUUAACAAACACUUAUCUACAGUCGAAUCAUCGUCUGUUCCAAUGAGACAGGAAGUCACAACACCUAAGAUCAGAUCCCAUCAAGAAAAUAGCAUCAAUUUCAUACAAAGGCCAGAAAGUCAUAUAUCUAAUGAAUCCGAACAAUCGCAACUAGUAAGGGUAGGAGACGAAUAUAACAGCAAUAUGAGAGGCGGAAGUUCUUCUGUAUCAACGCCGAUACACACUCACCACAAUGGUGUGAGACCGAUACCGACAUUCCUCGAAAAUGGCUCUAGCUCUGAAGUGCCAAAUAGAGUUACCGGUGUCCGGUACCCAUCGUCCACCUCAACUGUUGUGAUAACAAGAGGUAAUACUGUAGUUCCAUCUUCAACAGAUGACAACACAUAUCAACAAUUGGCCAACGGAAGAAAUGCUGAAGAGAUGAAUCAAGUUACUUUACCUCCCUUUGCCAGCUUUGCCUGUGACACGUUCCCGUGA
Messenger RNA from Naumovozyma dairenensis CBS 421, 1998 nucleotides. It is a transcript of the gene SIZ1, whose product is annotated as SUMO ligase SIZ1. Gene Ontology annotation, biological process: protein sumoylation. NCBI's taxonomy places the organism in Eukaryota, Fungi, Ascomycota, Saccharomycetes, Saccharomycetales, Saccharomycetaceae. The transcript has a single exon. Gene Ontology annotation, molecular function: SUMO ligase activity; zinc ion binding. The record is from RefSeq and is a predicted model, not a curated record. Bases 1 to 1998 code for a protein of 665 amino acids.